AUGGAGCCCCGGCUGUGGCGGAUCCUGGUUGCGGCCUUCGUUCUGGUGGCUUUUGCUGAGCUGCUGGAUGGAGCAGAAGGAGGAGAGGAACCCGGGCAGACCCAGGGCGGCCACAGCGUGGGGAGCCCGCCGACCCGUCGGAUGAUCCGGACCACCCAGCACCAGCGGAAGCUCUGGAGACCCUACCGGCUCGGCAGCCUCUCGGCUCUCAGCCGAGGACUGAUGAAGAUCGUGCUUCCGGAAUCUUCCCUGCGGCGGAGCGAAGAAGAGAGAAUUGUGGGGGCGACACCGCAACGUAAUUGUGGGAAACGGGGGUCCGCUGGCCUGAUGGGUCUGGGGGUCCCUACCUGGCCGAGAAUCGUUUCCUUCCUGGCGCAGGUGACCUUCGAGGAUGUGGCCAUUUAUUUCUCCCGGGAGGAAUGGGAAGAAUUAAGUGAAGGGCAACGGGAGCUGUACCAAGCUGUGAUGAUGGAGAAUUACGAGGCAGUUCUUUCCUUGGGUAAGAACGACUUCAUUGCUCAGGUGCUGGAGGGAAGAGGAUGGCGGUCCAGCCUGUGCUUGAAUACUUCCCGGAACCAGGAGCUCAUCACCUUUGGGAUAGGCCUCCUGUCUGUCACGCCGCAGAUUAUCAACCAGAUCGAACGCAAGGAGGCCGUUGUUACGGGAGAAUUGUGGCAGCCGUGUGAAUGGACAGAUCCACAAGCAGAAGAUGGUAUCGCGAUGGUGGACGUAGGUGAGGGCAGAGUGGAGACUGGGUCCCCUGUGAUGCCCCCGGGGAAGAGGAAGAAAGGCCGCCCCCGGACCGCCAACCCGGUACCCAAACCCGAAAGCAAAGGUCCUCCACGGGUGACGCUGAAGAUGAACCCGCCAAAGUGCCCCGAAUGCGGUAAAAGCUUCUUCAGCAACGUGGCCAUGACCAUCCACAUCCGGACGCACACCGGAGAACGCCCGUUCAAGUGCCACCUCUGCCCCAAGGCCUUCCCCUCCCGGGGGGACCUCAAGCGGCACAUCAAGACCCACCUGCGCAGGAAGCCGCCCCCGCCGGUCGUGGCCCGCAGCGGCUCCUCGAAAAAGAGCUUGGCAGCCAAGAUGCAGCUGCAGUGUCACCUGCGCUGCCUGCCCGAUCCGAAGAAACCCUACAGCUGCGUGGAGUGCGGGAAAAGCUUCAACAAGAAGCAGAGCCUGCGCAAACACCAGGGGACGCACUCGACGGAGAGGCCCUUCGCCUGCCUGGAGUGCGGGCGCAGCUUCCGGCUUAAGCAGAUCCUGGUGGCGCACAUGGCCUCGCACAUCAAGGAGCGCCCCUUCCCCUGCGAACAGUGCGGGAAGUGCUUCGCCCAGGAACGCAAUGUGCGCAGCCACCAGAGGGUCCACACCGGCGAGAAACCCUUCCUGUGCAUGGCGUGCGGGAAGCGCUUUGGCUACAAGCAGCAUCUGGUCAAGCACCUACGCUUCCACACUGGCGAGCGGCCAUACCGAUGCCCCGAGUGUGGGAAGACCUUCCGGGAUAAGACCACGCUGAACAUCCACUACCGCAUGCACACCGGCGAGCGGCCGUACCGCUGCCCUUUCUGCAGCAAGACCUGUCGGCAGAAGCAGCACCUCAACAGUCACCUGAAGGUCCACCGCGGGGAGACGCUGCCCCUGGGGGACACCACCGGGCUCACCCUGCAAAGGGUGCGUGCCAAGGAGAAGCCGUACGAGUGUCCGCAGUGCCAGAAGCGCUUCCGGAACAAGAAAAUCAUGUUGGUGCACCAGAAGAUGCACAAAGACGAAGUGCCGCGAAGUGCCCCACUGCAGAGCAAGAGGGGUCUACUUGUGGCAGAUAGAAAGGCCCCCAGGGCAGGCCAAGGGGCAGGGAGGAAGAGGAAGCAUGCGGGGCUCACUUCAGGGAUGGUGUCCGCCCAGCCGGAGAUGGCUCCCAUCGCCUGCGCCGACUGCGGGAGGCGAUUCACGCAGAGGAAGUACCUGACGCUGCAUCAGAGGAGCCACAGCUCCGUGAUUGUGAAAAACUUAGUGGCCAUCCCCGUGGUGUUCCUCCAUAAAUAA
Messenger RNA from Protobothrops mucrosquamatus (brown spotted pit viper), 2049 nucleotides. RefSeq names its product zinc finger protein 157-like. The coding region runs from base 1 to 2049 and encodes 682 amino acids. The record is from RefSeq and is a predicted model, not a curated record. Gene Ontology annotation, biological process: regulation of DNA-templated transcription. The transcript has 8 exons. NCBI's taxonomy places the organism in Eukaryota, Metazoa, Chordata, Lepidosauria, Squamata, Viperidae.